AUUAUUCUGAGACGGAGUCCGAAUCUAGUGAUUCUGAAACAGAGUUUGAAUCUAGUGAUUCUGAAGCAGUGGAUGUACCUCUCCCGGUUAUAAGUAGAAUGAUACAAGAUAAUAGCGGAGCUAGUCAGAAAUUAACACUCGAAGAAAAAGAUAGCAAAUUCAUCAGAGAAGAAGCCAUAGCUCCACUUGGAUUGGCCGUAAUCCCACUUACAUUUACAUCUAAUAUAAAAGAUAAUAUCCGUCUUAAUAAUAAAAAAUCUAUCAUGAUUCUAAUAGAAGUACUGGUUGAUAAAUAUAACUCUACAUUACCUAAUUAUAUAAUGCUUGGUAAUAAUUGGUUCUAUGGACGCAAAUAUGAUGAUGAUAAGCUCCAGACUUAUAUACCAGAAAUAGUGACCGAUGCAGAAGAUGCCUGG
This is a messenger RNA of Dentiscutata heterogama, 416 nucleotides long. The record is from the annotation of a GenBank genome assembly. NCBI's taxonomy places the organism in Eukaryota, Fungi, Glomeromycota, Glomeromycetes, Diversisporales, Gigasporaceae.